Messenger RNA from Prorocentrum cordatum, 1680 nucleotides. The record is from the annotation of a GenBank genome assembly. NCBI's taxonomy places the organism in Eukaryota, Dinophyceae, Prorocentrales, Prorocentraceae.
AUGGAGGCGGGCAUUCGCCGCGACAGCUCCAGGGUGGAGCCAGGCAUCCCGCAGUCGGAGGCGAAGAGGAUCAGCGAGCUCGUGGAGAAGGCCCCGCACGCGCUGCGGCAGUACGAGCGGACGGCCCGCCGGCACCUGUGGCGCAAGCGCCAGGUGCAGCGCCGCGGCAACAACCUGGCGGAGCCGCUGCUGGCCGCGGCGCGGGCCGACGAGGAGCCGCUCGAGGAGCUGUGCGCGGCGAAGCAGGCCUUCCUGGGCGUCCUGCGGGCCGAGCGAGAGCUGCGGGGCAGGCACCCCGAGAGCUACACCCGGCUCCGGCUGAAGGCGCUGGAGCGCAUCGAGCGGGAGUUCCAGCACCUGGACAGCCCAGAGGAUCGGCGUCACCUCAGCAUACUUAUACUAUAUGUGCGUCGCCUCCCCCACCCAGGGGCGACGCGCGCACCGAGAAAUCUUAUCGUACAUGCGUCGUGGCGGGCGCUUUCUGGCCACACCGCUCGGGAAACGAUAUACCACAAGAUGGGUCUACUGCAUGCUCGGGUCGGACGCGCGCCUCCAAGGAGGACAUACAGUACCAGUAUCUCUCUGUGCGCCCCAGAGGAAGUGCUCAGCGCGGCUGUGAUGGCCAGGGCGCUGCUGGGGGGCCACAGGGUCGGUGGCCGCCUGCUCGCCUGGUACGCCUCGGUGCUGCGCGUGCGGCUGGCCUUCUUCCUGUCGGUGGUCCUCGCACUGCUCCUCUCCGUGUUCUCGGGCAGCCUGAUGGAGGUGUUCUUCGCCUCCUUUGUUGGGGACAGCCUCGCGGGCGAUGCCGCCGACGAGAAGAGCCGCCCGCUGGAGCUGAUCGUCGGAGUCUGGGUGCUCCCCAUCGUCCUGAACCUGCUAGCGCUCCUCGGGGACGAGAUCUGCGACCUGGUCGUCGACGCCUACGGGAACCCUCCGCUGGCGUGGCUGAUGGCCAGCGUGCUGGCGGCGGUCAGCCAGUCUUCCACCCGACCACCGGCGCGGCUGAUGUGCAAGGUCGUCGACCGCGUCUUCCUCUUCUCGGGCGACGGCGUGCCUCUCCUGUACGCUCUGAGGGCAAGGAGCCUGGGCGGCUCCAGCUUCAUGGGCGGCUACGUGGAGGGCUCGCUCCUCUCUGCCGUGGUCCUCGCUGUCAGCGCGCUGCUCGCCGAUGCCAUGGUCGCCGCGGACUCCGUGGGCAAGUCCCAGCGGUACGGCGAGGCUCACAUCGCCUUUCAGCACGUGCACCUGGCCAUCGAGGUGCACAAGAUCUACCCUGGGACCCUGGAGGCGAGCUGCGAGUAUCUGGGCCACUACUUCGAGGACUGCCCCGCGGAGGUGUCUAGCUGCGUGUCCGUGAGAAGGGGCGUGUGGGGCUGGGCUGUUAAGAAGCUAGAGUGGGCGAGCUUCCGCGCCCGCGAGCUGCGAACGCGUGUCGUCAAGAAGCGUCGCCAGCUCAGCAAGCACGGCCUGGCCCUUCUCCUCUGGUCCAUCGCUGCAGGGCUGAGCGUCUACCAGUACCUUCCUGCCUGGAUCACUGGGUGCGCGAUGCUUGUGUCCGUGGUCCAUUGGUCCGGCCUCAUCUGCUGGUACCUGCCCCAGCUCGCCGGUCCGCCGUUCUACCUCGUGCUCGUGUUCUUCACCCUCGUCUCGCUCUGCGCGCUCAGCGGUGGCGGCAUGGAG